This is a messenger RNA of Caenorhabditis auriculariae, 1173 nucleotides long. The record is from the annotation of a GenBank genome assembly. NCBI's taxonomy places the organism in Eukaryota, Metazoa, Nematoda, Chromadorea, Rhabditida, Rhabditidae.
AUGGUCCGGCUUUGCAAACACAACGACUCAUGUGAAAAGAAAGGAAAGAAGGCCAGAGAACAGUUUUCGCGCCUCGCCCCGACAUUUGAACGUAGUAUGAGCGAGCAUCGAUUUUCUUCUGUUUAUUUUCGAUAUUUUUCUCUUGUGCUAACAAGCGUUUGUUUUAUCUCGAAAAUAACACGUUCAAUGAAAAAAAUAUAGAAAAAUAAAAAGUUCAAAAAAAUUUACGGAGAAACUUUGAUAAAAUUUUUAGAUAUGCGCCCUAUUGACAAACCUUCAUUUUUUUGUAAUUUCUAAUAUUUAAUAUUUAAUUCAAGUUGAUAUAUAGAUGAUAAUACUCCGAUUGCGGUAACAAAAACCGGACGUGCUCGGAAAAGGGGAUGACGUUGCUAAAGUGGUCACUAGAAAUGUCCGAAUCGCGUCUGUCCACGUUAUCAAGGUCUCAGUGAGCUCCUGUGAACUCGGACAUUGGUAACGCGAAACGGACGUGCUCCGGACGUUUCUGGGCAAUUCUAGGGAUCACUUAAGAGCGCUGAAGCCACUAAAGUAGUCACUAGAAAUGCCCCGACACGUCCGAUUCGCGUCCCUUUCGCGUUACCAAGGUCCGAGAAAGAAAAUUGCGCCAAAAGGAGUUAGAGAGAGAGAGGGUGUGUGUGUUGCUAGAGAAACGAGAGCGAUUGCUCAUUCUAGUGCAUCUUCGCCCAUUAUAAUCAGCCUCGCGUCUCUAUAAAAGAAACAUUUAAUCUACUCAAUUCCCUUUCAAAUUAUUCUUGAAUUUUCUCUGAAACAGUCUUUUUUGCCCAAUUUUUCGUUGAUCGUUUCAGGACCUUUUUUGAAAACUGCUCACCUUCUUUAAUUUUUUUUUUUCAUGAUGGAAUUGACUCAUUCUAACAUUACUUAUUGGAAAUAAACUGGUUGAAAUAAUUUUACAGUUCCGAAAUGGAGAGUUAUGCAGAAAUGGCACGGCGGCAAGACGAAGAAGCUCGGCGAAAGUUGGAAGAAGUGCGGCAGAAAAUGGAAGAAGAACUGUGGGACUUGAGAAGACGAUUCGAAAAUAAAACGCAGGAGCAUGAGGCCAUGACGCAGGCCGAAAGGAUGAAAACUCUUAAGAUGAUCGAGCAGCAAAGGGAGAAACUACGCGAAUUGGACGCCUUGGAAGACGCAAACCCUUGA